CUCUCUGAACUAUAGUUUUUCAGAGAGAGCAAACACCAGAUGAGCUCAGUGUGUGAUUGUCUGUCCGCUGUGAGAGAUGGGAGACAACCACUCUCUGCGAUUCUUCAUCAACUGUCUGGAUCAACGGUCUCUGCCCCGCAUCCUGCAGAUCUGCUCUGGGGUUUACUUCCAGGGUUCCAUCUAUGAGCUUUCAGGGAGUGAAGUGUGUUUAUCUACUGGAGAUCUGGUGAAGGUCAUCGGUUUGGAGCUCCUGUCCGUGUCCUGUGAGGAGAUUGACUCUGGAGCUUCAUUUGAGCUGCCCACCGGAUAUUCAGGUCACUUCAGUCUCGUCGCCGAGGACCUGCCGUACAACACAAUAGAGGAAAUUGUGGGCUUGUGUCCCGUUGGUGUGGACGCCUGCGGCUCCUUCUCCUUCGUAUGCCAAAACGAGCUGACUAUAGACAACUUCACGCUACCCGCGGGAAGACGGCUGACCCUGCUGUCGGUGGAGGUGGACAGAAAUGGAGAAAGACUGGCACGCUGUCAGGUGCUGGGGCACAACAUGGCCUCCGCAGAGAUACUCCUUCCUCUCCACCUCAAAGGAGAGUUUUACGAGUGUCAGAGUGCCCAAGGCUACUCUCUCCAGGAAAUCAUGUCGUCAUCCAGACUGAGCUGCCGUCGCUUCUGCAGCACGACUGAGACCAACAGAGGAAGCUCGCUGGUCUUCAGCCCAGUGUAUGAAAUAAGUGCCAUCAUGCACAUGAGGAAGAACAUAGUCAAGUUCCCGUCGAGCCUGGAAGUGGAUGUCCAGGACGUGACAGAACAGUACAAGGAUUUAGUUUUUAUAACUCCGUUUUCAAUAACUGAAGUUGCGAGUCAGCCAGCGGAGUCCUUCCCGACCGUGGCAGAGAUCCUCGAUGGCCCAGAAGGCAACCAGUUUUUUAAUUGCAGCUGGUUCCAAGAACUGCAAAAAGGCAAGCAACUGCUGCUGCACGCGUGCGGAAAAACAAAAAUGACUUUAGCCUCAACUCCAAAGGGGAGGAAGGGGAAACAGUACUUCUUCAUCUCUGAGCAGUAUGGUGGACGAAUGAGAAGGAGGGCUCGGGAAUUUGAAUCGGUGUACGAGCUCUACUUGGCAUGGUCUCAGUCUCCGGGUUUGAAAGUAAGCGUGACCCGGCACUGCGAGGCAGUGGAGGAAGAGGGCAUACCUGCGCUCAGUGUCGGAGAGCAGCUGGAGGUUCUGGAGAUGGUGCAGAUGGAGAAAUCUGGAGCUGCUCAGAAAGUGGAAUGUUUAAUUUGCAAACGGACUACGGAGGUGGCCGACGAUGAGGACGACGAAGAUGAGGACGACGAAGAAGACGAGGACAGCGAGGAAAUCUCUCUGCCACUCUUUAUGACCGGUCACUUUGUGGAAAAGCUUUCAGACAACAAAAAGUAUAAAUUAACAGAUUUAAUGAGCAUUUCUUUGCCCCUGGAUGUGAAAGUUGUGACUCGGGAUAAAGACCUCGAAAAAGACCCCCUGAUGGGGCUGGCAGCACUUAAACUCGAGGAGUCUUUCACCGAGUCCACGGUGUUGACGAGUCUACCACAUAAACCAGACUGGUGCUUCGAGUUGCCAGUACGCUGGUUACAAAUGACUCUCUGUUUCACCUCCGAUCAUUUGCCGCCCGAGUACCAAGAUCGUCACGUAGAGACAGUCACAGAGGUCACAGAGAAAUUCUACUAUGAAUAUCAUAAACUUGAAAGAAAAAGUGAGGAACCACCGCCUCGUCCACCAAAGAGGAAGCCAUCCACUUCAGAAGCUAAGAAAUCCUCCAAGUCUAAAUCAAAAUCAAAAUCAACGAGCUCUGUGACCAAACAGCUCGAUGGUCUUUCGCUGGGUCAGGCGACGUGCAAACGGGCUCCUGCUCCACCUCCACCUCCACCAGAGGACACUCUAAGCCAGCCGCCUCCGCUGUUGCCUAGAAAAAGCUCAUCAGUUGCUGAGAGCAUCAGUGCACAAAACACGUAUGUGAAAAGCCCCAUGGUAGCACACAUAUCAGCAAGGACUCUCUCUGACUCUGACCACGACUAUGAGUUUAUGGAGGAAACAUUAAACCCCCCCCACGAAAGCUGGUUUUAUUAAUUCAAGGACAUUUCUAUUCUU
This is a messenger RNA of Puntigrus tetrazona (Sumatra barb), 2125 nucleotides long. It is a transcript of the gene themis2, whose product is annotated as thymocyte selection associated family member 2. The record is from RefSeq and is a predicted model, not a curated record. Gene Ontology annotation, biological process: T cell receptor signaling pathway. The transcript is spliced from 6 exons. Lineage: Eukaryota; Metazoa; Chordata; Actinopteri; Cypriniformes; Cyprinidae. The coding region runs from base 77 to 2104 and encodes 675 amino acids.